ACACACUCGUCUAUUUUAGAGUGAUUUCCCGCGUUUUAAUAAAACGCAUAUACGCGAUAAAUUAGUCGUAAAAAUGAAAUACGUAUCAAUUGACUGAGUUAUGACAUUUAUGAUUUUGGUUUCGAUUAGCUAUGUUUUGUAAGUUAUUUACCCUGCAUAGUUUUGAUUUGAUUUUAAGGAGUAAGAUAUGCAGACAAACGGAACCAUAAUGUAUGGGAAGUGUGUUUCAGUCCGGCGCAAUUUGAUAAAUGCACUGUUUUAGGAGCCAUCAGUAAACAGGCAAAUUCGCGUUAUGUCUUGUAUGCUGUGUUUUUCGUCUCUUAAUGUUCAUAGGUCGCAAAACACGUGCGUAAUCCUAUAUCCUGGAUGUUAAUUAGAUGUAGGUUCUGAAUGUGAGUUUGCAUUGUUGUAAUAUUCCGUAAUCGACUUUCCAUCCCUCUGGUCGAUUAGCAUGUUAUAGUCGAGUUUUAGACGAGGCAUCAUAUUGUUGUAAUACUGACUCAACAAAUAUUGUUAUCAAAUAUAAUUCUACAAAUUGCAUAUUCGAACAAAGUUAAAAAGGAACGCAUACAAAUAACUGGCUGCAGGCUUAUAUUACAUUGAUGAAUUUAGGCCUACACGAUGGCUUCCGCAGAACCUGCGAACGAUACAUCUCAGAACGAGCUCCUAAAUCUCUACGAUGACAUGAACGAACAUUUCGAGGGGAACGACUUUGACAAAACAACAGAGGCAAGUGAACUUUAUGACGCUGUUCUGACUGGUUUAGUCAAUCAAGACAAGUCGGUGGUGCCUAAUCAAAUGCAAAAACGUCCAGCUAUAAAUACCCCACAUGAAGUGGGGAGAAAACUACCAUCAAUAGACCGAGGAGAACAAUCCACAAGUAAACAUUCCUUGUAUGUUGGAAAUUUCUCCUGGUGGAUAUCUGACAAAGAUCUUAUGCACAUGGCACAAUCUUUGGGAGUGAUGGACAUAAUAGAGAUAAAAUUUGCAGAGAACAAAAUCAACGGACAGUCAAGAGGGUAUGCCGAAGUGGUGGUGGCCUCGGAGGGAUCAUUGAGGACGUUACUGGAUAAAGUACCACAAUGUAAAAUAAGUGGGGAGAAUCUGAGCUGUCGCUCAGCAACAUACCAAAACCUUGCCUUUUUUGAGACGCUGGCAAACAAGCGUAUGCCGAUGCGUGUUAAGGAUCCCAAAGAAUUGGACUCGCCACCGCCCAACUCUGUAAACCUCAACCCUCCCCCAAUGCCAUUGAUUUAUCCCCUUAUACCCCCUCCAAACUACCCUCCUUCAAACCCAUUCCUCAAUCAUCCACCACCUCAACCCAUGCACAUUCCUUUAAAUAUUCCCCAACCUAUGGUCCCUCCUUUCCCCCCACCACCUUUUCAUUAUGGUCAGCCACCCCCAAGUCUUCAUAUAAAUCCAGCCUUCUUGCCACCACACACCACACACAACAGUGGUGCUUACCAGCCCAAAAAGAACUCUACUCAAAAAUCUGAUGAUGAUUUUGAAGAGCUAAUGAACAGAAACAGGACCAUAACCAGUACAGCCAUCAGCAAGGCUGUUUCAGAUGCCACAACAGGCGACAUGCACAUGGCAACCGAGACUCUUUUGACUGCUAUUGCAGUCAUUAAACAAUCCAGAGUAUAUGAAGAUGAUUGCUGCCAGGCCCUGGUCACAUCACUCAAAGACUGUUUAGUAUCCAUCCGGGGCAACUAUGACUCAAGGAGAGACCGGGAGAGGGAUCGUGUCAAAGAGCGAGAUCGUAACAGAGACCGUGAAAGAGAGGACUCUCAUGGAAAGUCCCGCAGAACUUUCCAUCCCCGGACAAGACUUAGUUUCUGCAUCAAGCCCAGGGGCUUCUGGAAUUAUCAAGCAGGGACUGAUGGUGAGAUCGACAAAAUGAACUAUUUUAAAACCAACACACUCAAAAGCCCUACAUGCCUUUUGUUGUUUGCCUGUCUGUUCACUUUUCAUUUUUGGUCAUCAGUUUUUUGUAAAAUGACCAAUAGAUUUUUAGGCUUUGGCUGAAAUUCAGUUUCUUGUACUUACAUGUAAAUGAUCAAUUUCUUUAAUAUUUUGUAUAAAAUUUGGGCUUAAUACAUUGACCAGAAAAUCUUCCUUAACCAUGUGUGGUUCUAUUCAAUUUAUUAGGCGUUCAGGUUAUAUUUGCUGAAAAAUAUGUCUGUUGGGCAACAUGUCGUGCUAUUGCAAGGUCAUAACUUUAACUGACAAUAUGUCAGUCAUUGUUUGCCUCAUAGGGUUGAAAUUGUGCGCACUUCAUCUUUUCACAAUGUUCCCUGAACUAACUGAACUAACUGGAGCUUUGAUGGCUGCCACCAGCUUUCAGAAAUAUUUGCAAUGGUUGAUCAUCAUGACCAGAGAAAUAGUCAAAUGUAUGAUAUAUCAGUCAUUGGGGGAGCUAUAUAUCAUAAUUGCUACUAAUCUGCCUUUAAGAAAAAUGAUAGGCUCAGUCCGUCCAAUCUUUGUUGAAUUGCAAAAGAAAACCUUUUGAAAAUCCUCAAGUUUCUUGCCACGUUGCAUCAGGAGAUUGCUGCAUCAAUCACAACUUCUUAACAAUCAUGCAUCAGGUUCACUGUUCACCUGCCCUUGAGGUCAUGGCCUGGUUCAAAUGAUUGUGAAGAGGAAAUGCCUGAGGUUCAAAUGUCAAGAAUUCUGACGUGAGAAUAAUGAAUUAUUAGGAUGAUUUGAUGAUGAAAAGCCAUGUCACACUCUCAGACAUACUGGGACACUUGUAUUAGACAAGCUAGUUACUGACAUGAUUUCAAUAAUGUAUGUAAUGGCUGGUAAAAUAAAUCUAGGUGAAAUAGAUAAAUACAGCAAUGUAUCGGUAAAUAUUCUAAAACCUAAUCUCUUCAAAUAUUGUGAAGUUUUUUUUAAGUUGAAACAACGUGAUUUGCAGACGAGGUCGGUUGAAAAGGGAUAACAUUUUCUGCGUCUUUUUUGAACUUAUUUAACCAUAAAGUUGAUUUUACAGUAAUCUACGACCUUACCUGUAGCAAUCCCUUUUUUUUGCAGUUGUAAAUUUACUUUUUUAUUGUCUUCCUAUAUUCUUCCAGGACCAAUCACACUUUCUCUCAUACUAAAUGCUAGGGGUUACUCAAUGAUAAUUAUUUUUUCGUAUAAUGCAAAAUUGAACCAUAAGAACA
Molecule: messenger RNA, 3167 nt
Organism: Gadus chalcogrammus (walleye pollock)
Lineage: Eukaryota; Metazoa; Chordata; Actinopteri; Gadiformes; Gadidae
Product: cleavage and polyadenylation specificity factor subunit 7-like
Exons: 9
Coding region: 622-2028 (468 amino acids)
Biological process (GO): mRNA alternative polyadenylation
Cellular component (GO): mRNA cleavage and polyadenylation specificity factor complex
Molecular function (GO): mRNA binding
Source: RefSeq, a predicted model, not a curated record